Messenger RNA from Bufo gargarizans (Asiatic toad), 1325 nucleotides. It is a transcript of the gene NDP, whose product is annotated as norrin cystine knot growth factor NDP. Bases 548 to 949 code for a protein of 133 amino acids. NCBI's taxonomy places the organism in Eukaryota, Metazoa, Chordata, Amphibia, Anura, Bufonidae. The transcript is spliced from 5 exons. The record is from RefSeq and is a predicted model, not a curated record. Gene Ontology annotation, biological process: Wnt signaling pathway.
ACAACAAAUGUUCUAAGUGUGAACUAGGCAGCUAAGAUGCAGAGCUGAGGGCACCGAUGUUAGACAAUGAGUGCUGGGCAAGAAGUCACAUUUAUCAGAUUCUUUUUUUUUGUCUUUCCUAUAGUGGACUAAUACAAGAUUUUUACAAUAUCUUUGGACUGCACAUUUUUUUCCUACACUUGGAUUAAGGAUGGAAGUUAAUACAGAUUGUAAAGGAUUUAUUUGAAAAGGGUGAAUCUACAAUUUUCAUAGUCAUGAAAAUAAAGAAAACUCUUUGAAUGAGAAGGGCAUUUCAUGUGUGUCAAGAAGGAUCAGAAAGCAGAGACCAGUGGGAUCUGGGAAACAUCAGAACAGGAUUGACAAGGGAUUGGAGGAGCAGAUGCAGCAAUGGCUUACUACUUUACACAAACAAAGAACCAAGACCAAUGGCUACAGGGAAGCUAAUGAAAGGAGUUGACAUCAUUCUUCAUACAGCACACUGCUUGAACUUUUGGAUCCUACAUUUUUAAGGUCCUCACUUUGCUCUGUCCCAAAAAGUUUGCGAACAAUGGGAAACUAUGUUCUAGUCUCAUGGAUUACUGCACUGUCACUGAUGGCAAUAUUAACUGAGGCUGACAUUAAAAAAAGUAACGCUUUCAUCACAGAAUCAGAUCCAGCCCGAUGUAUGAGGCACCAUUAUGUAGAUUCUAUUAAUCAUCCACAGCACAAAUGCACUGCAAAGAUGGUACUGCUGGCCCGGUGUGAAGGACGCUGCAGUCAGACAUCCCGCUCGGACCCCCUUGUUUCCUUCAGCACAGUUUUAAAACAACCUUUUCGCUCCACCUGCCAUUGCUGCCGGCCGCAGACCUCUAAGCUAAAAGCAAUAAGGCUUCGGUGCUCUGGAGGAAUCCGUCUCACCGCCACAUACCGAUAUAUUCUUUCCUGUCACUGUGAAGAAUGCAAUUCUUAGGGGCACAUUUCACAGACAACUGGAUUGGGAAUUUUUAAAAUGGACAUCAAAUUAUGUGAUUUAUUUUUAUGAAGUGUUAUUUGUGAAUUAAAUAAAAAGUGAUACAAAUACUAUUGUCAUACAGUGUGCAAUGAAAGUGAAAUAGUCUCGUAAUGUUAACGUUUUCUGAAGAUUCAUUACAUUUCUGGUCCAGAUUGUAUAUGUUCCAAUGUAUGGACCAUGGACUCACUAUCAAUAUUUUCUGUACAGAGUAUUCCUCUAUGUAUUUUUUAAUCAUUUCAUUCCCCGGGUUUAAUAUUUUUAUGAAGUACGGAUGAAUUAUGAAAACUGGGCAGCAAGCUGGGUUAAACAGAACGAGCUGCCAUAACAUAAUGGA